Schistocerca cancellata (South American locust) is the source of this 3469-nucleotide messenger RNA. Its product is annotated as caspase-1-like. The record is from RefSeq and is a predicted model, not a curated record. The transcript has 6 exons. NCBI's taxonomy places the organism in Eukaryota, Metazoa, Arthropoda, Insecta, Orthoptera, Acrididae. Gene Ontology annotation, molecular function: cysteine-type endopeptidase activity. Gene Ontology annotation, biological process: proteolysis. The coding region runs from base 1 to 1050 and encodes 349 amino acids.
AUGUCAGACUCGCUUAUCACGCACGCAGACAGUUUCGUGGGAACAGGUGAGGAGGCAACGUCAGUGCAAUUGAGCAAACCAUUCAGCAGAGAAGAAACAAAGAUGGAAUACCGUCAUGCCGGACGCAGCGACGUCUCCAAGGAAGCGGACAUUGCAGCCCCAAUGACGAAUCCCCAACAGUACAGAAGAGACAACAUUAAAUAUGCGCACUAUGGAAUACAACUCCAAUCUAGAGGCUUUACUCCCAGCAUUAUACCAACCGCUGGUCCGUGUGAGGUGCUGGACGCUGGUGUCAGCAGUGAGGAGUACUUCAUGGACCACCAACAGCGUGGUGUAGCACUCAUCUUCAGCCACAAGAACUUCGACGUUCGCCAACAUCCGGAUGGGGAUUACCAGCCAACUGCAAGAGAGGGCACAGACGCCGACAGAGACGCACUUCGCCUCACAUUUGUAAUGCUCGGCUUCGAAGUACUCUGCUUCAACGAUAGGAGUCAUGAGGAAAUAACCAGUGAACUCAGACAUGUGGCGGAGCAGAACCACGACAGUCGCGACUGCGUUGCAGUGGCGGUGCUGUCCCACUGCGGGAGGGACGGGCAGCUGAGCGCCAGAGACCGCGAGUACCACGUCAGCGAGCUGUGGCAGCCGUUCACUCCCGGGCGCUGCCCGAGCCUCGACGGGAAACCCAAGCUCUUCUUCAUACAGGCAAGUAGAGGACGGGGCCUUGAUCUCGGCGUGAACAUCAGCAACAGCAUUAGCGACGCCCCGGACGCGGGCCACGGUUCUUACGCCGACAUACUAGUCUCGUACUCUGCAUUUGAAGGUGUCACAGCCGCCGGUGAAACACAAAAUGCCUCGCGGUUUGUGCAGACUCUGCACGACGAAUUGGUAGCCCAUAGGAGAGGCAAAGACCUGGUGUCGUUGCUCACAGACGUGAACCGCACCGUGGCUCAGCAAGUACGCUUACGCACCGACAGGGAGCAUCUGUUGCAUGGCGGGCUGCUUCAGCCCUGCUUCACCUCAACCUUGACGCGCCGUGUCUACUUCCGCUAGAUGAAUCCACUGCACUCACCAGGCCACCGGCAGUGGCGCUUUCCUUGUCACUGCCGCGCGCCGGCAACAACGCAUCCACUGCAGCCCCGGAAGCUUUGACUGCUCAGUCUUGUCCAACGGUUGCAGUCUUCCUCUACUCAAUGUUCCUGUAGUGGAACAGAUUGCCCCGUUGCUCAUCACAGUUUAAAUAAUGUACCGUGAAUCAUUUAGAAGACAUAAUAAUGUACCAUUAAUUUGCCUGUAGUAUUUAAAAACGGUUGCAUUCCCAUUUUAUACAAAUACAUACACUGAGAUAUUAAAGGUAAAAAUUACCAGGGGCGUUCAGUAAGUAAUGCCAAACUUUUUUUCUCUGAAAGCAGGUUGGUUUCGUUCAUGAUUCAAGUACGCCAUAUUAUUCCCCACUCUUUUGGCUGCAAAACUUACUUUUCAAUAUAAUCGCAGUUCAAUGUGACGACCUUACGUGACCCUACUUGGAGGGCUUGCAUGCCCACAUGAUACUACUCAACUGGACGUCAGAGCCAGCAUCAAUAACCUCCCAAUCGCCUAAGUACUGCCUCCCAUGGAGUGCAGCCUCCAAUGGGCCACAUAGAUGGAAUUCGGAAGGUGCGAGUCCAGGCUGUAACUGAGCAGUCCAACUGGUAGGCGAAUGUGUCAGCACCACCAAAAGAGACGUCCAGUUAAGCAGCAUUUUCGAUUGUAAUCUGUCGAACACCUCGAAUGAGAGUGUCCACACGUUCCAACAUUGCAGCAGUCACAGCUGUGUGUGGCAGGCCACCCUGUGUGACAUCAGACAGGUUUUUGUGACCAUGUUGCGGUGAUGCAGACGCCUAGCUCAACGAAUCAGGUGCUUUUGUUCACUGCUGGGUCUCCAUAGACAUUCUGCAAGCGCCUAUGAAUAUCUGCGAUGCUCUAGUUUUCCUCCAACAGAAACACAACGACAGCUUUCUGCCUUGGAAUGGACCUCCGAUACUGACGCUAUUUUGAAGGCUACAUAUAGCGCUACCACCUAUCAGAACUUCAUGAAGCUAUAGAGGCUGAAGCAGUAUUGUUCCACGAUGUUCCACAAGAAAUUCCACAUUUUUCACCCGAAAUUGGGCGAGCCAAAAAUAUUUUCGAUUGCUUGCUGAGCGCCCAUAAUAUUAAUAACAAAAUGGAACAUUAGGAGACCAUCAGAUUCCUCAUGGAUAGUGCUCUUAUUACUGAAAAAAGAAAUCACAAAUUUGUCGUCGAAUUGAAGGUUGGGGAAGACCACCACUUUAUUAUGGGAUUUGGUUGUACAGUCUAGGUAUCUUGGUUUUGUUUGAAACAUAUUUUCAGUUCACAGUACAGGGAUGCACAUUCAGUGAAACCCAACUUUACGUAUCUCCAAUUGGAAACUAUCACGAUGCACUUGCGGAUAAAGUUAUGAGAUAUGAAACAGCCCUAUUUCCUUUCUCAAGUCUUCAUGGAUAAUAAUAUGCACAAUAUUUGUUUCAUUUAACAAAUGUAGCAUGGAUCUACUGUAUGUAAUAAAAUCCUUGCUGAUAUUCUUGGCUUAUUAUAUACUCUUGCUGGGACAUGUGCUAGAAUUAGUAUGAGAGAAUAUAUCAGUUAACAACACCUACAUUUAUUCCAGUGCAGUAUUCUGAUAUUCUGUGAAUGUCCUGCAAAAACAGACUAACAAAUCUCUACACGCUUAAUGUAAGUUAUAACAUAGAUAUUAUCGUGUCUCUUUAUCUAUUGAUGGUGUUUCAUGUAUAAAAAUCAGUACAUCAUUCUGUGAUUUGAUGUUUCCCACUGGUAAUUCCUCCCACUACCUGUAACAUGAUUUUGUUACUAUCUCAAAUACACCAAAUCUUGGCUUGUCAGCAGUGAAGGCAUUAUGUUUUAGUCUUUAAUUUUACAAUAUUUUAGAGCAUUAGCAAUCAAGUCAGUAAACUUUAAAUUGAAAUGUCUUCUGAUUAGAUAUGAAACUUUGAAAAGCAGAUUCUUUAAAUGACAGGGACACCAGUAGAAGGUAACUGUGAGUUUCAUACUUAAAUCAUAUCUUUCCCAUAUUAAUUACAAAUAUGUCAUUUGUUGUAAUAAAAUAAAAUAAUGCAGAGUUUAUGGCAUUAGAUUAACAUUCGAAAGGCACAGGGUUCAGCGCCCUAUACAGAAUUAAGUUUUCUGAGAGGUCUCUAAGCAGCUUAAGUGAAAUUCUAGAAACUUCUUUUGAGUGUUACUGCUGGUUUUUUCUUGUCUUUGUCCAACUUAACCUUGUUCUCCAUAAAGAAUCACAAUUUGAUACAGUUAUUUUAAUAUAAAAAUCUUCCUGUUUUAUUGACAGACAGCUGAAUCACUGAAAAAUUAUUUCCUUAUUGUUAAACAGGAAUGUAAUGUUAUAUCCUUAUAUAUUUUAAAUAUUUGUUUAUGUUUUAUUAAGAGUAUCUUUAAUGGU